ACCACUUUCACCAGUACUAUGGACGGAAUUCACAGCCGCCAUGAGGAGACAGAUCGCCCAGCGACGAGAGUCGAGCAUCACGCACUGAAUUCCGCCGCGGCUUCUCACCAGUCCGAUUUGAGGAGCUUUCCGCCGCCGGCGGAAGUUGUUGCCUCGGAGUCGGAAAUGUCCUGGGUUGCUGGCGUGUGCGAACUAACCCCCGUGAAGUGCGUCAAAACAAGGCCGCUUCAAGACGUCCUUCGCGACGCUAGCAGAAUCGCUAUUGCUACUACUAGUAGAAGGCGGCGUUCGCUGGAGAAACGGCCAUUUCAGCUAAGAAAAGGUCUGUCCUGCCAAGGCCGCGAAUCCGCCAAACGGCAACGCGGGAUAGUAAAGAAGCAGCAUUCCCAGUGGGAGGAAAGGGCGGGCGAUCUUGAAGAUCUUGAAGAUCUAAAUGGGCUGGCAGGUGACGAUGAUGACGUUAGAGAUGACUCAAGCAGCUCGAAGCUCUCCUUGCGUGGUCAACAAGAAUGCCAAAGGAUGGGCAACCUCAAGGCACUAAGCGCCAUACCUACGCCGCCUGGACGUCACAAGGUUCAGAGCAAAGAAAUAGAAGCAUCACACUUGCUGAAGCCCUUGAAGGCACCAAGCAGCACCAGACUUGAAACUAAAGGGGUUUUCAUCGAAACUGGCGAAAGGAGUGGCAGCAAACGGCAGAGGUUGGGAGCAGCCUCAAUGCGCAACACUCAAGACGGGGAGCUUGAAACUCAAGAUCCAAGCACUGCUGAAAGAGGUGCCGCGUAUCGUGCUGCCAAGCAGGAGCAGGAAAGCAGUGACGAGUCCCUGUCGGCGAGAGAGCGGAGGAGAGGCGCAGAGCCAGGCGAGCCGGAGGUCUGCUCCACUUUCCAGAGUGUCUCCAAAUCCUCUAAACAGGCCUCUCAAUCCUCUCCAAGUACGCUGAAGGAUUGUAUGCAUGGCUGCGGUAGCCCUACAAAUGCCAUUGACAUUGACACUAACGUUGGCAUUGGCAGUCGUAGGCCGACAACGAAUAUGGGAAGGGGUGGCGGCAGCGGCAGGGACAGUGGCAGUGGCAGUGGCAGCGGAAAUAGUCGUGAACGAGCAGAAGAGGAUGGGGACGGAGCGGAGGCAAGUGUGACAGCUGGGGUAGGCAAAAAGGAGGGUGAGAAAGAUGGAGCGGAGGGCAACGCAGGUGAUCGUACCAAGGGUCGUGGUGGGAAUUGUGAGGACGGAAUGGAAGGCGUUGGUGGUGUGCAUGCUGUACUACAUCCAGCCAGUGAUGCAGCAGAGGACAACGCAGGUGAUUGUACCAGGGAUCGCGGUGGGAGGAAUUGUGAGGCAGAGGACAACGCAAAAAAGGGCGCUGGGCUGAAAAAGAAUUGCCAGGCUGUAUUGUAUCUAGUCAGUGAUGCAGCAGAGGUCAGUCAGGGUGGCACAUAUGUUAUUAAGCCUGUGGUGGGUACGAGGGAUGUAGAUAGAAACGGUGAAGUGCCAAGUGCAGGGAGGGGAGCAGGACAUGCCAAGUCCACAGCAAAUGGGGCUGAUGAGAACGCUGCUUUUGGGGAAGUGAAGAAGGCUGAAGUUGAGGCGGCAAGGGCCAGGGCUGGAGAUCUGCGAGUGGGAGUCAAGAGAAUGGCUGCACAGACCUUUGAGUCCACUCAAAAGUUUGUUGGGGAAGUGAGGAAGGCUGAAGAUGAGGUGGCAAGGACCAGCCGGGCUGGAGCUUUGCACGUGGGAGUGGAGGGUAUGAUUGCUGCUUCAGAGGCAGAAACAGACGCAGAAAAAGCAGGAGAAGCAGCAGCAGCAGCAGCAGCAGCAGAAGCAGCAGCAGCAGCAGCAGCAGCAGCAGCAGCAGCAGCAGCAGCAGCAGGUGCUGGAGAAUGGAAGUACCAGCCGACUAGCGAUAGGUCCGAAUGAUUCCGCUGCAGCAACACUCGUUAUCGCAGCAAAAGAAUCCAAGGUACGGCAACAAGAACGUCCCACCCUCCCUGACCCCAGCUCUUUUGGCAC
Molecule: messenger RNA, 2007 nt
Organism: Closterium sp. NIES-67
Lineage: Eukaryota; Viridiplantae; Streptophyta; Zygnematophyceae; Desmidiales; Closteriaceae
Source: the annotation of a GenBank genome assembly